Molecule: messenger RNA, 564 nt
Organism: Komagataella phaffii GS115
Lineage: Eukaryota; Fungi; Ascomycota; Pichiomycetes; Pichiales; Pichiaceae
Exons: 1
Coding region: 1-564 (187 amino acids)
Cellular component (GO): mitochondrial intermembrane space
Source: RefSeq, a predicted model, not a curated record
AUGUGGUCCAAGAAUGCAGAACCUAUCAUCGAACCUCAGACAGUGGGAAUCCAUUCUCUUUCAAGAGAUGCCUGUCUUACUCCUAAAGGGGUGAGAUCUUUUCUCAAGCUUUCUCGGCUAUCCACUGAUGAUGUUUUGAAACAGCAACUGAACAAUAAAUUAAAUCAUCAUGAAUCAACCUAUUCAAAUCGUAAAAAGGAAAAAUCUUCAAUUUGUAACGACUUUUUUGAAUCCUCAAUACUGCCCGCUUGGGAAGCAAGAUCAAAUGCUAUUGAGUUCUGUCACAAGGAAGCUGUGAAGUUUAGGCAAGAAAUAAAGUCAGAAGAGAGUCAAAUUAACAGAAGAAAUGAAUUAGUUGAUACAAGAAUCGAUCCAUAUGCAUUAAGGGAUUUGCAGCAGGAACUGGAAGAAAAAUAUUUGCGAGUAGAUCAACUUUUGAACUGGGUUAACAAUGAGAAAACAAUAGAGCAGAUUGUUCGGAGUAGGAGCAUUGGGAUGCUACAGGAUACUUGUCAACUAGACUCUGAUAGUCCAUUGGUCAAGCGUAUGAAUAGCUGUGAGUGA